AUGGUGUUGUUGUUGUGUGUGUUAAACAAGAAGGCGGUAGGACAAGGAUUCAACUACAAAGAAGCAUUAAGCAAGUCCAUCAUUUUCUUAGAAUGUCAAAGAUCAGGAAAGCUGCCUCCUACUAACAGGGUCCCCUGGCGCGGUGAUUCUGGCCUCGAAGAUGGCAAGCUUGCCAAUGUGGACCUGGUAGGGGGAUACUACGAUGCAGGAGACAAUGUAAAGUAUGGGUUACCAAUGGCAUUCACAGUAACAACACUGGCAUGGGGAGCCAUCUUUUAUGAACCUCAGCUGCAGGCUGCAGGGGAGCUCCAACAUGUCCGAGAUGCCAUCAGAUGGGGAACUGAUUAUUUCCUGAAAUGUAGCUCCAGACGCAACCGCUUGUACGUGCAAGUUGGAGAUCCCCUGGUGGAUCAUCAGUGUUGGAUUCGCCCUGAGAACAUGCAAUCUGAACGUCCAGUCUUGCAGAUUGACGAACAUAAACCUGGCACUGAGAUUGCUGCUGAAACUGCUGCCGCCAUGGCUGCUGCUUCCAUGGUCUUUCGCAAAACUGAUCAGCCAUAUUCUCACCGACUCCUCAACAAGGCCAAAUCACUCUUUAGAUUUGCUGGAAGCUAUAAAGGAACCUUCGAUGGAGAAUGCCCCUUCUAUUGCUCGUUCUCCGGCUCUAAUGACGAGAUGCAAUGGGCAGCAACAUGGCUGUACAAGGCCACCAAGAACCAAACCUACUACCAUUAUAUUGAGGAUCAGUCAAUUGAUGCUACCAUAAGCGAAUUUAAUUGGGACCUCAAAUAUGCCGGAAGCCAGAUUCUUCUCACAGAACUGUAUUUUCAAGGGCAGCAGACCUUGGAUGAGUACAAGAAGAUGGCUGAUAGUUACAUAUGUUCAGUACUCCCCGGAAGCCCUUAUGCCCAAGCUCCCUUCACUCCUGGAGGACUGCUUUACAUGAGAGAUGGAGCCAACUUGCAAUAUGCUACAGCUGCCGCUUUUGCAUUCAGUGUUUAUGGUGAUUUGCUUGCAAGAUACAAACAACAGGUUAUUUGUGGUGGCAAGCAAUUUGGUUCUGCUGACCUCCUAGCUUUUGCUAAGAAACAGAUGGAUUAUAUACUGGGAGCAAAUCCACAGCAGAGGUCAUACAUGGUAGGAUUUGGAAAGAAUUUUCCACAACAGCCACAUCACAGGGGAGCAUCAAAUCCUAUUUUAUCAAAGUCUGAUGUGGUGACUUGUGCUAAAACUUUUAUGGACUAUUUCACCAAAAAUGCUCCAAACCCAAACGAGCUCACUGGUGCCAUUGUCGGUGGUCCAGACAAGAGUGACAAUUUUGAAGACCGGCGUCACAUUGGGAACAUGGAAGAACCCUGUACCUAUAUUAACUCUCUUGCUAUUGGCGCCUUGGCUAGAUUAACAUCCUCAUCCUAAGAUAACAAGUACAUUACCUAGCUCACAUUUCUCAGUACAUAAUGCAUUUCUAUCAGUCUGUUAAUAUCUAACUAAGUCGCCACGUGUGAUCUGUGCAGCACUUACAUGGUUGAAUAGAACUUAGUGGCAUGCAACACAUUCUCCACAUCAUAUGAAGACCAGGGAUAAGAUGAUUCCGUGAUGUCAUCUCUUAGGUGGAUGUUAAGUAAUUAUGGUUAUAACUAAUAAGCACAGAGUUUUAUUUUGCAUGUAAACAAACUCUGCAAAAGACUACAGCCAGAUUAAAUAUCUAUAUACACAGAG
This is a messenger RNA of Chenopodium quinoa (quinoa), 1719 nucleotides long. Its product is annotated as endoglucanase 16-like. The record is from RefSeq and is a predicted model, not a curated record. Gene Ontology annotation, molecular function: hydrolase activity, hydrolyzing O-glycosyl compounds. Gene Ontology annotation, biological process: carbohydrate metabolic process. NCBI's taxonomy places the organism in Eukaryota, Viridiplantae, Streptophyta, Magnoliopsida, Caryophyllales, Amaranthaceae. The coding region runs from base 1 to 1416 and encodes 471 amino acids. The transcript is spliced from 7 exons.